AUGGCACACGCUAAGAGAAAGACCAGAAAGCUUCGCGGUCACGUGUCUCAUGGACACGGACGUAUCGGAAAGCAUAGAAAGCAUCCCGGAGGUCGCGGAAACGCUGGAGGUCAGCAUCACCACCGCAUUAACCGAGAUAAAUACCAUCCCGGAUACUUCGGAAAGGUUGGAAUGAGGGUCUUCCAUCUCAACAAGAACGCCCACUACUGCCCAACCGUCAACGUUGAGCGUCUUUGGAGUCUUGUUCCAGAAGAUAUGCGCGAGAAAGUGAAUGACAAGAAAGCGCCAGUCGUUGACUGCGUGAAGCUUGGAUACUUCAAGGUCCUUGGAAAGGGACUCCUUCCAAAACAACCGCUCAUCGUUAAGGCCAGAUAUUUUUCGCACGAAGCUGAGAACAAAAUUAAGGCCGCUGGUGGAGCUUGCGUGUUGGUGGCAUAA
Messenger RNA from Caenorhabditis bovis, 438 nucleotides. Lineage: Eukaryota; Metazoa; Nematoda; Chromadorea; Rhabditida; Rhabditidae. The record is from the annotation of a GenBank genome assembly.